CAUCUUCCCACUGGGCGGCAUUUUCGUUGUGAUAGGACUGGCAACAGUAUUUUAUGUUGGUCUUGUCGUGAUCCGGUUCUUUGACGGUCUUGUGCCUUUCAAUUGGCUUUGACCGCAACCUCAUUGCCGUCCUUUGCUCCCAAUACUCACCCGGUUGGAUUUCGACAUGUCUGCAGACGUGGAAUCUGCGCCUCGAAAUGGCGACCUCGAGGAUCUUGACAUUCCGGAAGACCUGAACGGAGGAGACGCGUCGGACGAUGCAGAUCUAUUCGGAGACGACGAUGAAGAGCCCGCACAAGGCGACGAUUUACAGCGAAAAAUCGACGACUCUGAACUCGACUCCGGCGACGAUGAAGGAAGAACCGACCGAAUCGCACACACCGUUGAAGACGGCGAGGAAGCAUACUCACAAGAAAAACCACUCCGACUAGUGAACAUAGACAUGGCACGAGUCAAGCCCCCGGAAGGAGAAGAGCUCUACCUAUUGAACAUGCCUCCGUUCCUGGGCGUCAAACACAAAAACUUCAACCCAGCUACUUAUGAAGCUCCUCAAAAGCCUCACGACGGCCGGGAUCCAGCAGUCGACCCUACCGCGAAAUUCUCCCCCUUCUCUACCGCAGCCAGCUCAAUCUUCUGGCGGCGCGACCCCAAAGACGCCGAACUUCUCCAGUCCAACUCCCGCAUCAUUCGAUGGUCCGACGGUAGCUUGACUCUGCAGAUCGCAUCCUCUCCUAAAGACCACUACCGUAUCUCUACCACCGCCCUGAGACAAGGCUGGCCUAAGAAGCCUGGCUCGUCCCAACCAGACUACGACCCGAACAAAGAUACUCACAACUACCUCGCCGCUCCUCACGCGGCAGUGGGCCUCGACGCUCAAAUCAUUGCUCCCUUCGAUGCGUCCAUGAAAAUCCAACCCACCGGAGACGUUGCAGACGAAUCCGUCCUGAAACUCCAGCAAUCCCUCGCAGCAGCAACACAAAUGCACGACCCUCUCUCUAGCUUCAAAAUCACGACUAAGGAUCCUGAAAAGAGGAAGAAAGAGGCCGAACUGUUUGAGAAAGAGAAACUGCGAGCAUUCCGCAAGGUAGAAAACGCACAAGACCGGUUACUACUGCGAAAGGACCGCGUUCUUGGUCGCUCUGGCCUAGGUCGCAGCGGCGGCCUAAGCAUCGCCGGUCUCGAAGACGACGAGGGCAUGCCCACAGCGCGCGGAACCAAGAGUAAAGCACGGCCCAAGAGAAACCGUCGCGGCGAGAUCUAUUCGGACGACGAGGAUGAAGACUACCCGCGUGGUCGUGGUCGACAAGAUGAAUACGAUCGUGAAGACGACUUUCUUGCUGCUAGUGAUGAAGAGCCCGAGGUCUACGACGACGAGGCAGAUGAGGUUGAAGCAGAAGAAGAGGAUCCUGAUGUCGAUGAUCUUGCCAUUGAUGGCCGGGACACGGUGAUCGAGAAUCGGACGAGAGGAGGAAUCAGAGAGCGGGAUAGAGGGUCCACGCCGAAACGUGCAGCCGAGGACGAAGACGAAGACACUGCGCCGAGGGACAGCCCACAAGCCCGAAAGAAGAGGCGCGUCAUUGAUGAUGAUGAAGAUGAUGAAUGAGCGGAGACAGUCCAAUUGGCAGACUACGACAAGGAUUGGGUCUCGCCAUUUCAGCAAUGCCCGGCGGGAAUAUGGGGAACGAAAAAUCCAGCUGAUAACGAUUCAGCGUCAUAUUGUACGGACAUACAGAAGUGAUUGGAGCAUUGCCGGUGUCGACACGAAGGUCUGCUGCACACACAAAAUGUUGAUGCAUAGGCGUAUGAUCGGAUAGCCAUGCUAGCUGCAAGGCAUCACCCUCACCAUCACCAGUGCUCACAGCCUCCAUCUUGGAGAGCAAUACCCAAUAAACUCAAAGAUUGCUGUGGUCGAAGUCCCUUUUCUCGCUUCCUUAUCUAUCCUAGAGCUCUCUGCCUCACCACCCAUACACCAAUCUGCUAGAGUACUAUUCUGUUCAGCCGUAAUGUAACUCAAUGUCCAGCGAUUGAACCAUGAACUGGACAGAUAGGAAAUCUCGGGACUGGACAAGGUCUGAGGAGAUGUGAAUGCCUACUGAAAUCUAAAGGGUGGUAGCAAGGUCGACUGUACCGCAGAGAAUUUUUGGUUGGAAAGGAUGUCUCAUUCCUUGAAAUCUUACACAUACAUCCCCUAUCGAGG
Molecule: messenger RNA, 2197 nt
Organism: Exophiala xenobiotica
Lineage: Eukaryota; Fungi; Ascomycota; Eurotiomycetes; Chaetothyriales; Herpotrichiellaceae
Exons: 2
Coding region: 167-1603 (478 amino acids)
Biological process (GO): transcription elongation by RNA polymerase II; positive regulation of transcription elongation by RNA polymerase II
Cellular component (GO): nucleus; Cdc73/Paf1 complex
Molecular function (GO): RNA polymerase II C-terminal domain phosphoserine binding
Source: RefSeq, a predicted model, not a curated record